This is a messenger RNA of Myotis lucifugus (little brown bat), 4018 nucleotides long. RefSeq names its product ring finger protein 11 (gene RNF11). Lineage: Eukaryota; Metazoa; Chordata; Mammalia; Chiroptera; Vespertilionidae. The transcript is spliced from 3 exons. Bases 159 to 623 code for a protein of 154 amino acids. The record is from RefSeq and is a predicted model, not a curated record.
GGCGGCGCCGGGGGGCGGGGGAGCCGCCGCGUGAACCCCGGCCUGCCGCCGACCCCUCCUCGCUGACCGCGGCUGACCGCGGAGCUGACGAAAGACCCCGCCACUGCUUACCCCCCACCCUCCCCUCACCCCCAGAUCACACACCCUAGCCUCGGAAGAUGGGGAACUGCCUCAAAUCCCCCACUUCGGAUGACAUCUCUCUGCUCCACGAGUCUCAGUCCGACCGGGCUAGUUUCGGCGAAGGGACGGAGCCGGACCAGGAGCCGCCGCCGCCAUAUCAGGAACAAGUUCCAGUUCCGGUCUAUCAUCCAACACCUAGCCAGACUCGCCUAGCAACUCAGCUGACUGAAGAGGAACAAAUUAGGAUAGCUCAAAGAAUAGGCCUUAUACAACAUCUGCCUAAAGGAGUUUAUGACCCUGGAAGAGAUGGAUCAGAAAAAAAGAUCCGGGAGUGUGUGAUCUGUAUGAUGGACUUUGUUUAUGGGGACCCAAUUCGAUUUCUGCCGUGCAUGCACAUCUAUCACCUGGACUGUAUAGAUGACUGGUUGAUGAGAUCCUUCACAUGCCCCUCCUGCAUGGAGCCAGUUGAUGCAGCACUGCUUUCGUCCUAUGAGACUAAUUGAGCCAGGAUCUCUCAUCUGACUUCAAGUGAACCUUCAUUUUUUGGUGGUUUUGAUCUUUUGUCACUGAGCCCAAAGAGCCAGGGAUUAGGAAUUAAGAUCAUGCACAAAUGUUUCCUAAAAAUUCCUGAAUGGCUGCAGAUGUUGGGGAAAAGUACGUCAUAUUUUAGAAACUUAGGGGGAAAAGUAGGAUGGUAUUUUUAUGUAAAGCCUUGACCCAGUGUUUAAAAAAAUAUAAUUGUAUUUAGAUCUUGUUAUUGCUCCAGUACAUAGGAAUUGUGUAAAGUGUUACAGCAGCUGUUAUAUGUUUAAAUCGUGUGUGUUGAAGAUUAGGAAAAAGAUAGUGGUUGUUUUUCCUAAAUGAAAUAACUUUCUUCUUCCCCACCCAAAUUCUUUUCUGAAGUUGCUAGCAUUUGGGUCAAGGUUUUAUUAAAAGCUACAUUUUAUAACACUGGCACAAAAAAAGUAGUUUUAAGCUUGUUUGCACAGUUCUUUUUUUCCAUUGGAAAUGGAAUUCAUUGCCUUAGGUCUUUUUAAAUAGUGUAUUAUUAUCGUUGGGGCUGGCUCUAUGCUUGAAACCAGUUUAUUUAUAACCUGUUAUAAGUGCUAUAUCUGUUUGCAGUUAGGAAAUGCAGAAUUCAAAGUGAUCUCCUAGCUUGUAAGCAAACUGAGAUGCACUAUCCCUUUCUAUAAAAAAACAUGAGUUAAUGUGUCAAGAAACCAACUCUAGUAGGAGUUUAGUAUUACCCUUUCCAAUGUGUUUUAUCUAAUUAUUUUGGUUAAUAUGGUGAUAAUUAAAAGUCAAGGUAAAUUUUAAAAAUUAAGAUUUCUGAUUUAUUGAGCUUGAAUUAUGCCACAAUGCUUAUGUAAAAAUGAAAGUGGCACCAUGGUGAAACUGAGAAAAGUUUCUCAGUUUUUCUUGUGACCUCCUUCCCUGUUGUCUUGAACCAUAGCAAAAGGAUACUGCAUCUCUUAUUAUUGUAGUGCUGAGGUUAUUGAAAUUAUACAAAACACAUCUCAGUCUCUGUUUCUUGGAAAGUCCUGCUAGCUGACUGGCAAGUCUAGUAUAAGCAAGGAUAAUUAAGAUAUAUGUAUUUCAUGUUUUGCACACAAAUGCAGAAUUUGUAUAACCACAUGACUUCAUAGUUGUGAUCUCAAAAAAGAAGGAAUUUCUCCUUUAUUUUAUCUUGCAGUUAAUGUAAGAACACUGAAUCUCUAAGCUUCUGAAGUGUUAGAGGUAGAGAUGGUCUAGUAAAGAAGUAGUUGUAAUGUUUUAUCCAUUUUUAGCAUGUGUUUAUUUUUCCGUAUGUACUCAGAGGUGGUUUAUUUGUUCAGCUCAGUGAUAUUACAGCUAAAGAAAUCAUUCAUUAGCAAAAGAAGAAGCAGUUUCAACCUAACAAAUCAGAAAUGUUUCUUAUUAUUUUAUAUUGAGUUGAAUAUUUGACUCUAACACUUUUCUAGAUACAAAAUACAAGUAUCUUGAAGGUUCUUCAUAACUGCGUAUAGAGGAAUUUAGUAUGUCAUAAGUGCUUUUUAAAGAUUUGACAUUUGGCUGUAGUAUCCAUAUGUUGGUUAAUUUUCUUAUGAGCCCCAUGAUGGAAAGACUUAAAGAUGAAUUUGAGAGAAAAAAAAUGAAAGUAAUUAGAUUGUCAGGUUUAUUAAAUUGUUACAUGUAUCUUGCUUAAUUUUUGUUCAUUAAUUUAUAUCCACCCAAUUACAUAAAGCAAAUUUGGAGGAAACACCUGAAGUUGUGCAAUAUUUUAAGUGAUAUUACUGUUUUUAUCCUUGUGUUUUCUACUUAAACAUGAUGUCUGUGUUAUCAAGUAUUAUAGUCAGACUUUUUUUCUAGAUCUUUAAAUUUGGUAAAUGAACUUUUUAAAACUCAUUUUUUAUGUUGCUGUUAGUCUUUCUUUAUACAUGGCUUCUUUCAUAGAAGUUUGGUAGUAUUGAAGGUACCAGUAUUGAGUUGAAUGCUUUUUUUUUUUUAGGUACUUUGUAUUCUUUGAUUUUGACCUUCAGCUACAUGUUAAAAACCACCAAUUUUGGCUUUUACUAAGUUAAAUAAAGUUAUAAUACAGUUGUAAAGAGCUAAAGUUAGAGUUGAUUACGUAACAAUAUUUCCCAAGUUUUCUAGUCUUUUCUUUAAAACAUAUAUGUAUAGAUUUAAUCAGUUACUUUUGAAUCUUUGGGUAUAUAUAAUUUGGGGAAAGUAUUUUUAUGGCUUGGUAUUUCAUCAUAAAUUUAGAAGCUUAAUAGAUUCAAAUUUUCUAAAGCCAGAUGAUAGGCUCACCAUAUUUAGAUUAGCGUGUUCAUGCUUGGCUAUAGGAUUUAAAAUGUCUGAAAAGCCUGAUGAGGAAAAAUAAAAAGAAUUUUAUUCUUUUAAAUGUAAACCAAACAAAUUUAAAUACUAGUAGUUUGAUUCACACAAACCUUUUCAAUUCUAUGAGCGUUCUUUGUAGAGAAUUUCUUAAGCCAGGUAUUAUAACUCACCCUACUACCAGUACAUACCGUGUGAUAUUAAAACAGUAUGAUUUUACAGAAUACAGUGGGCAUUGAAGUAACAAAUUCUCUAUGUACAAAGCUCCUUUGUAAGGAAGCAUGCAUUUUAAAAGAGGAGAAUGGGAAUCAGGAGAAGAAGGUAAGUUUCUUUGGCAUAAUUCAGAAAUGUAUGCAGCUUGGUGGCUACCUCUGCUUACAAGGAUAUUAUCUAGUAGUCAGUUUCUGAGUCAACUGAUUCACUUGCAUUUAAGUGCAUCAUAGCUGACAUAAUAACCUCAACUGGUAUUUUUUUAAUCUUUAUUAUUGAAAGUAUUACAGAUAUCCCCCAUUGACCCCUUCUAGCUCACCCUGCCAUCCAUGCCAGGCCUUCACUACAUUAUUGUCUAUAUCCAUGGGUCAACUAAUUUUUUAAACUUUUAAUUUUGAAAUUAGUGGACAUGGGAAAAGUUGAAUUUUUGGUCAGUAGCUCCUGAAGUAAUAUUAAAUUUAUUCACCUGAAUUUAAAGAUCAUCUAGUCUUUUAUUGGUUGGAGAGAAAGCCAGAAAAGAUAGUUUGUUUUCCCCUUCCUCUCUACCUCUCUAAAUAGCUCUCUUGCUCCAGCCUUACACUCAACUAGACUUCCCUAAGACACAAGCCUGAUUCAGGAAGUUCCCAUCAGGGGAGUCAUGGGCAUGAGAGCCAGUAUCCUCCUGAUGCAUUAUAUUAAUCCUGUGGGGACUUAGCUGAAUUCCUUCUUCUUUUCCCCACUUGGUCCCAGUUUCUAAGUAUUUUACUAUUGAAGUCUUUUGUUUCCAUUAACUUUGUGCCCCUGUUCUCACAAAGGCUGUUUGAUGCUCCUGCUCCCUUUGAAAAUGAAUUGUUAUUACAGGCUAGCCUGCCUAUUAAAAAGUUUGGAUCUA